Messenger RNA from Catharus ustulatus (Swainson's thrush), 7369 nucleotides. RefSeq names its product sarcoglycan zeta (gene SGCZ). Bases 874 to 1908 code for a protein of 344 amino acids. NCBI's taxonomy places the organism in Eukaryota, Metazoa, Chordata, Aves, Passeriformes, Turdidae. The transcript is spliced from 9 exons. Gene Ontology annotation, biological process: cardiac muscle tissue development; heart contraction. The record is from RefSeq and is a predicted model, not a curated record. Gene Ontology annotation, cellular component: sarcolemma; sarcoglycan complex.
CCGCGCCAGCCGAGAGGAGGGAAGUCAGUCACCUGGCGGUGAAGGACAGUAAAACAGGGACGGAGAGGGAAAUUCUCUGCCUCUCUCUCCUUUCUCUUCUGCAAGAGAUCCACCUCCUGUUUCCUCCCAACUCUUCCAGCAUAACCUUCAAAGAAGAUCGUACCCUACAGACUUUCUUUUAUUAUAUAUAUCUGUGUGUGUGCAUAUAUACAUUACUAUUAUUAUUACUGAUAGACUAUCUUUAGCUGCAAAACAAUUUUGAGGCCUAUGCAGGACUUGGGGGAUUUUGUUAUCUUGCCAGCGAAAUUGUUCAUCGCUAUGUCUGGCGCUCACAGGGUGCUAAAUUAGCUACCAGACAACUCUGGUAGCAUGACGGAGAAAGGCUUUUAUCAUAGACUGUUCUCUUCAGUUUGAACACAUUUGCUUGAAAUUUGCUGCAUGAUGCUGUCCAGGGAAGAAGGAUUUUUUUUUUUCCUCGGGAUACAGCGAUUCGCCGGUUUUUGAGCUUAUUGCAGAAGAAAAAAAAUAAUCUUAAACUGAUGUGGAUUUUUUUUCCUCCUGUCUCCUUCAUUGCCAGAGGACGCGAACCUCUUUCACCAGAGAAGGAUCCACCUGUCGCUUUAAUCCUUAAGGGAGUUAUUUUUUUAAAAAAGUGAAAUAUUUUAUUUAUUUAUUUAUUUAUUUAUUUAUUUAUUUUAACCGGUGGAGCGUGAUCGCGGAGAAUGAGACUGAAGGGAGCUGACAGGGUUUGGAGGACAAGGCUGAGUUUAGGCUGGAAACUGAGAGACUAGAUUUCCCCCCCUCCUCUUUGUUCUUCUUUAUUUUUUGGCACAACUUCCGUAGUUUCCAGUCCGCUCCGCGCAGUUUCGCUAUAUGGACAGAUCAGCAAACCUGGACACGGAGGAGCUCAAGGUCCAAGUUUUCAAACCCAGAGACUGGAAGUUCAGUUUACUCUGUGGCUGGAAAGAAGCCCUACUCUGCCCUAUGACACGAGAACAGUACAUAUUAGCAACACAACAGAACAGCCUUCCAAGGACUGAACAUCCUCAGUUUUACCCAGUAGGGAUUUAUGGAUGGCGAAAGAGGUGCUUAUACUUCUUUGUCCUUCUGCUGUUGGUUACCAUGAUUGUUAAUUUAGCAAUGACAAUAUGGAUUUUGAAGGUUAUGAAUUUCACAGUGGAUGGAAUGGGAAAUUUGAGAGUCACUAAAAAAGGAAUACGACUUGAAGGAAUAUCUGAAUUUCUACUUCCACUAUAUGUGAAAGAAAUCCAUUCCCGAAAGGAUAGCCCACUGGUCUUACAGUCUGACAGAAAUGUAACAGUGAAUGCAAGAAAUCACAUGGGACAGUUAACUGGACAACUGACAGUAGGAGCUGAUGCUGUGGAAGCUCAGUGUAAGAGAUUUGAAGUGAGAGCAAGCGACGGUGGAAAAGUAUUGUUUUCUGCAGAUGAAGAUGAGAUUGUCAUUGGAGCAGACAGACUGAAAGUAACAGGCACAGAAGGGGCAGUGUUUGGACACUCUGUGGAGACACCCCAUAUCAGAGCAGAACCUUCCCAAGACCUCAAACUUGAAUCUCCUACUAGAUCUUUGGUGAUGGAAGCACCUAGGGGAGUGCAAGUCAAUGCAGCUGCAGGAGACUUAAAGGCUACCUGUAGGAAAGAACUGCACUUACAGUCCACAGAAGGGGAGAUAUUUUUAAAUGCAGAUACAAUCCGCCUGGGAAAUCUACCAGUGGGGUCCUUUUCAUCGUCCUCCUCCUUCUCCUCCUCCUCCUCCUCACCCAGCUCUUCAGCUCCUCGCCAGACUAUCUAUGAGCUCUGCGCCUGUCCCAAUGGCAAAAUUUACCUGUCCCCAGCAGGAGCAGGCUCCACGUGUCAAUCCAGUAGCAACAUCUGCUUGUGGAGCUAGAAGGACUCCGUUUUAUCCUCACACCAGAAUAGCCUUUUGUUACUAUCCCUCUGCUUCAUGGUUCAGUUCGGUUUCCCCUGUGACAAGUUCGAUGCUUCAAACGGCCUGCAGAGCAACUUCUUCCACUGUAAGCAGGAAUUAAACGCUGCCUUCUCCUGUGGCUUCUGCUGCCACUCAACACAGAGAUGGGAGACAGAUAUCCAGAAAUCAAUGUUUUCUUCAUCAGGAAACCUAGAACAUGAAAUCACCUUUUUUUCCAAAAGGGACAACAACACAGGUGCCUUUGCUACUUGAAGUGAAGCACAUAGUUUUAGAAUUUUGCAGGACCUGGAUAUGAACUGCACAUAAAUAUAUCUAGAGAGAGAGAGAGAGUACAUGAUUUUACUCACAAUCUGAUGGUGAGAUGAAUUGGUUCCCCCUGUAUGAUAAAUAACUUUACUGUCUGAAAGCACAAUUUUCCAUUCAUCUUUUUGGAUGUAAACUUUUAUCCCUGAAUUUUAAAAUUUUAAAGCAUUGUGUGAUGCUUGCUUUACUAAACAAAUUCAGUAAAUGGUUUUUAAUACAAAAAGAGACAGAAUUCCUCCUUGAGUUUGGUUUCUUUAAAAAUGUGUUGUUACUAUUUGUCUACUAAGUCUAGGGUUUUGUACGCUAGGUAAAUUUUGGAAGUGCUCAGCAAUAUUACUUUAAAAGUUAAAAGACAUACUCUUGUUUGUCAGAUCUGAAUGACCUUAAAUAAUGUUUUUGUGGCCAUUGCAUGUGAAGCAAUUGCUUUGAGUAGAACAUACAUUUUCUGGAAAAGAAGAACAGGGUAAAGAAGGAAAUGCUGAUGAUGUGUUUGUUGAUCAGUGUAUUGCACUUCACAAGGUUUUUAUAAUUGGCAAAUACAAAAUCAAGAAAGAAAUCUUCAAAGGUGCAUCUUGCCCAUUUUCUGAAUAUGUCUCACUGCUGCCAUUUGAACACAGUACAAACAUUGGUAGUAAUGUAAGGUGUGACACUGAGAAGCAGUGCACUAACAACUUGUAUGACAUUCACAUUUUUUAUUCUCUUUUGUUUGCCAUCUGCUGCUGGGGUUUCAAAGUAAUAGUAGUAUAUAUAAAACCACAUAUUAAAUGACAUUCAGUAUUAAAAAGUACAUCAAUAUUACAUUAUCCUUACCAGGUCUGGAUUUAAAUCAUGCAGUCACAUUUGCACUCAAAUCUCACUACUGAUUUGCACUCAGAUCUCACUACUGACUUAUUUUUUUUACAAGUUUCAUGUGGGAUUUCUUUCUUAUAUCAAUGUUCAUACUUAUUUGGUUUGAUUGAUAAUUGAAAUCUUAUAAAAAUGCUUUGGUAUGCUGCUGGUAAAUUUGUCACAGCAUUGAUUAACAAGAGUAUCUUGAAACUUGCAGAACCCAGGAAAGUAAAACAAUAUAAAAGUGUUUUCUUUUGUGGAAGAUGGCUUGAUUGUGUGAGGUAAGUGUGCUUUUUAAUUCUAUUCUUUAAAUUGCAUCACCUAGCUUCUAUUUUUAGAGGUUUCUGAAUCUAAGAUCACCAAUGAAAUGAGGGUUUUUGAAAAGUAAUUCUAAAGCCAGGAUAGACUGUGAAAGGUGGGUAUUUCUGCACAUUUUUAAAAUACAUUUUUAGAGGAAAAAAAUUAAAAUGAGCAAAUCAUUACAGUGAUUGCCUUGGCAUCUUAUUACCACCUAAUGAGGUUGACUUGUUUUCACUUCAGGUGAAAUUCACUCCUAUGCAGAAGACCAGCACAAGACAUGUCAGUGCCUUGCCUGGUGCUUGCCUUACCAUUGGCCCUCUUCAGAGGUGUGAAUUUUACCCCAUAGCAAGAAUUCUGUAUUUGCUGGGUUUAACAGUUAAAGGAAGAUUUUGAAUUGAUUAUUUUAUGUCUUCAAAAGAAGGCUGUUAACAGCUGACUUGCCUAUUUGAGAUUUUUCUUCUUUGAGAGAAUAUACACUAGUAAGUACUGCAAGAAAAUAUAUUAGAACAGGAGGAUUUUUGAGAUAGAGGAACAAAAAGAGUUGCAGAUGACUAAGGAGUGACAAUAAAACAUGAGAAUGUGUAGCUAUACAGUACACCCUUAUAACUGUAGGGAUAUAAAUAUCUUUUUCUCAUGCACACAAGUAAGACAAUGGUAGAGUGACAAUCAUGAAUUUCAGGAGGAAAAGAAUAAAGAUAUAUAUGAGGACACAUCUACAUGUAUUCAUCAUCUGUGCACACCUACAUGCACCUGUUGCUUAAAAGAUGAACAAAUAUAGUGACUAAUCUAUUUGGUGAAUUAAAAUGUGGCUACCUACAAAUUGCAUAUAAGUAGCAAAAUAGCUAACAAGCCUUUUUUCUCCUCAAAAAAAAACCUGCAGGGUGACUUGUAGAUACUUUGUCAUCAAUUUUCCACUGAAAAAUUUUGUUUGUUCUUCACCUUCUGAGAUUAUUUACCUGUUUAUUCAUUUAAAAAAGGUCUCUGUUUACGGGAUGGAAGGACCCAAACUUAAUAAAUUUCACACCAACUUGGUUGGGAAUGGGCAGGUGGGAAAAAAUUACUUUUUUACUAGAUUAAUUUUAACAGUAAGACUGAAAUAAUUUGCCACUUUGUAUGAAGAGAACUCAGAAGACAUAUGUGGAUAGUGCACUAGACUCCUUAAAAGAUGCCAGUAAAUUCAUGUAGCUCUGCACUGUCAGGAUAUUCAUUAUUGGAGUCCCAUCAAUAUGAAGUAGAGUAUAUUCAGGAGUUUCAACAACCUAUGGGAUAGAAUAGCAAGUUCUCAUAAUGUCUUUAUAUUCUGGUGAAUUUCAUAAUAUUGAUAUUUUACUUUAAAUGCAUUGAAAACUGUAAGAAGAGAAGAAAGCAAUUUUUAUUUCAAAAAAUAUUUCUAGCCCACAUGAUUUCAGGGAGUAUUGAAAAAGUUAUUUCAAUGAAUUAACCAUACUAAAAAUUAAGAUGCCAUCCUUAUGACAACAAUGAAAUAUGUGCAAAGACCUUAUUGGCUAUAUGUAUUUAACAUAUAUGAUAGAUUUAUCUCCUGUAAAAAUAUUUCUGUCAUAUUAUAGGAUACUGUCUCUUUCUUGUUCAAAAAAAAAGAAAAAAAAGAAGAGAAAAAUAAAAGCAUCAGCCAACCUCUCUGAGCACUGUUAGCUGUAUGGUUUAUAUUGCAGUUCAUUCAUUGGUUAAAUGUUAACACCAAAGACAGACACUUCUAUUAUAUCCAACACUAUGACACUGCUCUUUCUACUAAUUCUGUUGGAAUGAAGAGAUGAAAAGUUGUAAUUACAACAUGAAAUGUAACAUAGUUUAAAUUUGUGCAGCAUUUUGAGCUGUAGAUUUUCACUUUUUUUCCAAGGUUUAAAUUUUUUGUCAGUGUCUUUCAAUUGCAUUACUAUUCAUGCAUCUGGGGGUCUUUUUGUGUUACUAAGAAAACUUCCCAAGACAUUGCUUCUUUGAAGUUAAGUUAUACUGGUCUGCUUGCAAAGUUGUCUUGACUGGAUAAAAGAAUUCCCUUUCAACCAUUUCAGAUACAGAGGGUUAUUAAGUCUGGAAGAUACAGCCAUAAAUGUUUAGAAGAAUUCAAUGAAGGAUGUUUAAGGUAUUUGGUUGCUAACACAAUGUAUCUUUUAGGGGGGUUUUGUUUUGUUUGUUUUACUUUGUUUUAGAUUCCAAAUAAUUUAUAAAUAAAAAACAAAUUUACAACCCACAAACUUUAGACUAUGGAAUUGUUAUCAGCUGAUUCACUGUAAUGCACAUGAAAGUUGGAUGAAAAUCUGAGUGUCGUAUUGUUUCAAACACUACUCAGUAAAGGUCUGCUAACCAUUUUUGUUUUGUAACCUUCAUGUUAAUGGUUUUCUUGUGUAUAGAAGUAUAUAUAAAAAGAUGGGAACUAUUUUCUUACACAUACUAUGCAAUACGUUUGUAGAACUGCAAUAUUACCAAAAUUACAAAAGCUGUGCUUUUGUAUCCUCUUACUUUAUGUAACAAAAAACCAAUCUUUUUUCUAUUUAAUGGACUGUCUGUCUUAAAACUGUGGAUAGCAUUAUUCAAAAGCAGUACACUGAAACUUUUUAGAUUUUUAUUUUAUUUACCUUGGAUUUCUUUUUCUUUUUUCCAUGAGAAUAAUAGCAAGGUUUUGGAAGUUGGAAAUUGCUUUUUCUUGGAAAGCUAGAAUUUUUUCAGCAUGUAAUUAACACUGUCAGUUUGAAAUGUCUCCUGUACUUCUUUCAUUUGGUCUUAGCAUUUCCAUCUGGUGCUACCAUAUAACCAUAAAUAAAUGUGAUACAUUAAACAGGAAACAUAUCAGAAUUAAUUUCAAGAAUACUCAAACAGGAAUCCUGCUAAUGGUGCAAGGAACAUAUAGAAUUGCUGAUGAGAAACUUUUUUAUUUUCUGCAUAUUUUUAUGGAGAUUUUUGGUAGUUUGCAUUUUCUUACCUCUGUCUACAUUAGCAGCAUGGUGAUAGAGUCAAUUGUUUUUCAAUUGUUUUCUCCUCACACACAGAGCAUAAUACAAUUUUAUUUCAAACAUUUUUUGAAAACAACAUACACUGCAUUUAAAUGCAGUACUUAUGUUAAAAAAAAAUUAAAGAAGUAUAGGCUUUAUUUCUACAGUAGCAUUAGUAAAGUUUAAAUUACUGUAUUGCUAUAUCACCUACCAUAAAAACAUAUCACACUACUCAAAUUCCUUUGUAUCUUGCCAGAAUAAACUUGAACUGCAUAUUAAUGUUUAAACUGCACUUAUUUACAAGCCACUUGAGAAUUACAAAGUCCUGUAAAAGGUUUUGUGGUGAUGUCACCAAUGCAAACAAAUGCUCUCUGCAUUUGGUUACCCGGGGCAGUGUCAGUGCGGGUAACAGCACAGCCCUGUACAGAGCUUGGACAAAAAGCAAGGUGAGAAUUCUGUGGGUUUGUGUACACCGAGCCCCUUGAUGUAAUCAAUUGACUUCAUCAAUAUCCAGACAGCAGCUUGCUUCACAAUACCUAAAAAAUCAGCAACUUCUGUACAAAGAGCAAUAGUUCUUUAGAACUGUUAGUAAUACAGGAAAAUAUAUCAGUAAUAUAGAUGGGUAAGUCCCAAAUUAAUAAAACAUGAUUGCUGACACAACAAGAAAAAAUAUUCUUAGCAAUUUUGCUCAGGGUUGGACUAGUCCAAUCUGUGGAAACUACUGACAGUAAAAGAUAAAUAGAAGAUAAAUGGAAAAACAACACACUAUAUAUGUUGUGUUGAUGCAAUAAGGUCCACACUGAAACUAGAAUUUAACACAAGUUCUCUAUUUGAAAUAUAGAUAUGUCUCCUCUGAAACAUUGACCUGAGCUUCAGAUUAUGUUGUUUGAAUUUGAAAGUAUUAUUUGAUAUUUAAGCAAUACAUUUCUUAGAGAGGCCAGGACAUGAAUAAUUUCAGAAGAGCUGAGGUAAAAUCUUAUACUGUCUAUCACGUCUGAUUAGAGUCCAUUAAACACAAAAAAAAAAAAAAAAAAAAAAAA